CAGUCUUGAUACUCUGCGACUCUGCGACUCUGCGCCACCCUUCUUAUCUGCUCUCCUUCUUUGACUAAUCACCGCUUUUGAACAUGUCUAACGUAUCGUUGCCAUAAAAUGUGACUUGUUCUUUUCUCUCAUAUCGUGUCUUGCGUAGAUAUAUAUUCCAACACGCUUAUCUCUUGCAUAUUAGAACAUACUCAUCUUAUAUAUUAACAAAUUCAAAGUGCAAACACCCUUUCAUUUUAUUUCAUAGAAAUCUCCAAUUUUUUUUGAUAAAGCAUAGUCCUCAUUCUAUACUAUAGCUACACAAUCUUCCGAAUCUUCGAUUAAACCGUGUUUUUUUUAACGGUUGAGAAAAAUAGCAAGACAUGGCUGAAAAUACCCAAGUUUAUGAACGAACUCUGGAGGAAACACCAACCUGGGCUGUUGCGGUUGUGUGUUUUGUGCUGCUUUCGGUUUCAAUCGUCAUAGAACAUAUUAUUCAUGGUAUUGGAAAGUGGUUCAAAAAGAAACACAAAAAUGCUCUCUUUGAAGCGUUGGAAAAGGUGAAAGGAGAGCUUAUGCUGCUAGGAUUCUUAUCCUUGCUCCUAACUGUGUUGCAAGAUCCAAUUUCUAAGAUAUGCGUAUCAAAAAAUGUUGCAUCCACUUGGCAUCCUUGUGCUAACCCAAAGGCCCCAAAAACAUCUCAAUCUGAGGAUGAAUCUGAAGACUUUCAGAUCAAUUCUAGGAAACUCCUACAAUAUUAUGACAUCAUACCAAGGCGUGUUCUAGCUACAAAAGGAUACGACAAGUGCGAUGAAAAGGGAAAAGUUGCUUUUGUUUCAGCAUAUGGGAUUCACCAGCUCCAUAUAUUCAUCUUUGUGCUGGCCAUUUUUCAUAUUCUACAAUGCAUUGUAACACUGGCUUUGGGAAGAACUAAGAUGAGAAAGUGGAGAGCAUGGGAAAAUGAAACCAAGACUAUUGAAUAUCAAUUUUAUAACGAUCCUGAGAGGUUCAGGUUUGCAAGGGACACAACAUUUGGAAGAAGGCACUUGAACUCUUGGAGCCAGUCAACAAUUUCGUUAUCCAUAGUUAGCUUCUUCCGACAAUUCUUUGGAUCUGUCAACAAAGUUGACUAUUUAACAUUACGACAUGGAUUCAUCACGGCGCAUCUGGCACCGGGAAGUCAUGCAAGAUUUGAUUUCCAAAAGUACAUCGAAAGAUCACUUGAGGAGGAUUUUAAAGUUGUAGUGGGGAUAAGCCCAAUCAUAUGGUUCUUCGCAGUGCUAUUCCUGCUGACUAAUACACAUGGGUGGUAUUCCUAUUAUUGGCUUCCAUUCAUCCCAUUAGUGAUAAUCUUAUUAGUGGGUGCUAAGUUACAAAUGAUCAUAACAAAGAUGGGACUGAGGAUUACAGACAGAGGAGAAGUUGUCAAAGGUGCACCUGUGGUUGAGCCAGGCGAUGAUCUGUUCUGGUUCAACCGUCCUCGCCUCCUUCUCUUUUUGAUUCAUCUUGUUCUGUUUCAGAAUGCUUUUCAACUCGCAUUUUUCUCUUGGAGUACUUAUGAAUUCUCCGUAAAGUCUUGCUUCCACGAAACAACCGAAGACAAUGUCAUAAGACUUGUAACGGGGGUUGUCAUACAAGUUCUGUGCAGCUAUGUGACAUUGCCUCUAUAUGCUCUAGUCACACAGAUGGGUUCAACCAUGAGGCCCACCAUCUUCAAUCAGAGAGUAGCAUCAGCUCUGAAGAACUGGCACAACACUGCCAAGAAGCAUGUAAAAAACAGUAAGCACACCACACCAUUCUCAAGCAGGCCAUCAACCCCUCAAUAUGGUAUGUCUCCAACUCAUCUGCUACACAAACACCUUGCUGGAAGAAGUGAGAGUGCACAAACUUCUCCAAGAACAUCCAACUAUGAAAAUGAACAGUGGGGUGUUGAAGGAUCACCUUCCCCGAGCCACCAUGCAGUAGCUGCUGAUGAAACCCAGAUGCAAGUUUUGGAGCCAGGCUCAGGCUGCUCAGGUUCAGCACCAGAAUUGCCUAUUAGCUCUCAACUUGAUAUCAGAGUUAGUUCAUCUGAGUUUUCGUUUGAGAAAAGACACAUUCCUGGAAGUGAUUAGAUGUGUAGAUUUAGUUUUUAGUUAACCGGUUCAAAUGUGCAGCUUCUGUACAUAUCAAAGUUCCAAAUGCAUGCAUGCUUUUGCUGCAAUGCAAAGCCAUGCAUUUGAAGAAUGAGGCAUAAUCUUUUUUGAUGGAGCACGAUUUGUUGAAUGAGGAGUGACACUUUGUUGAAGGCAAAUUUGCUGUUGAAAUUUCAUUAUGUGUACAUGAAUGUGUACAACAACAAAAUAUGUUUCCCUUCCAAAUGACUAAUGUUAGGUCAUGGGUUCAAAGAACUGUUUUAAGUGAGUGUUUGGAUAUGUGUAUGUAAAAUUCAUUUUGAAUUAAUGCGAUUUUUUAAUUGAUUCUUAUAAACUUGAUUUGUAGU
Glycine soja is the source of this 2461-nucleotide messenger RNA. Its product is annotated as MLO-like protein 12. The coding region runs from base 363 to 2093 and encodes 576 amino acids. The transcript has 15 exons. Gene Ontology annotation, biological process: defense response. Gene Ontology annotation, cellular component: membrane. Lineage: Eukaryota; Viridiplantae; Streptophyta; Magnoliopsida; Fabales; Fabaceae. The record is from RefSeq and is a predicted model, not a curated record.